This is a messenger RNA of Panicum virgatum (switchgrass), 3731 nucleotides long. RefSeq names its product helicase-like transcription factor CHR28. Lineage: Eukaryota; Viridiplantae; Streptophyta; Magnoliopsida; Poales; Poaceae. The transcript is spliced from 11 exons. Bases 234 to 3332 code for a protein of 1032 amino acids. Gene Ontology annotation, molecular function: ATP-dependent chromatin remodeler activity; ATP binding. The record is from RefSeq and is a predicted model, not a curated record.
CCCGCCCGCCCGCCGUCACGCCGGAUUCCCCUCGCCGCGGUAGAUUCUCGCCGAUUCCGCCGGCGUACGUGCUCCCCGGACGCCGGCGCCGCGCCGGCGUGCCUCCGCUCGUCGACCCCCGCCUGACCCGGCUCGCCGAUUUCGGAGCAGUCAUUUCACAGUAGGCUGGUGAUCAAAGCUAAGCAUAGCAGAUAUUCAACAAAGCAGAUUCAACGCUUAGGAUUGCAAGCAGUAUGGACAUUAUUGACUUAAGUUCAGAUAUUGAGGAAGGCAUCAUUGACCUGUCUUCUGAUAGUGAAGACAACAAUGAGUUUCACUCAUGCAGAGAAGACGAUACAGAUUAUGAUGAUCCUGUUAGUCCUUAUCACCUGCCUCUUGUUCCUUUGAGCACAGCACCUGAUCAGAAAAGCGUGGAACAACCGACCAGCUUGGAAUACGAUGAUUGGCAUGAGAUCGCUAAAAAAGAAUACGAUGAUUGGUUUAGCAGUAGAAAUGCUUCAUCCUCUUACGAUGAUUGGCAUAAGAUCGCUAAAAAAGAAUAUGAUGAUUGGUUUAGCAGUAGAAAUGCUUCAUCCUCUUACAGCCCUGUGGAGAAUAGAUCAACCACUGAAAUGAGCAGUGGGGUGAGCAAUGAUAUCAGUAGGGAUAUUCCAUUAUCAAUAACAUAUGGUUCUGCAGCAAAAUCUGAACAUUUCUAUGUUCCAAGUGUUGAACAUCAGCUUCCACAAUCUUUCACCAAUGGAAGCUUCAGUCCUCAAUCAUUUGCACCCACUCAUUCAAGUUUGGGUGACAACAUAAUCAAGGAAGAGCCUGCUAUGAAGUUUAGUGGUUUUCAAAGAUUCACUGCCAAUGGAAAUGGGAUGUUUUCAUCUACAAUGCCAACAGAUGAUGUCUUUGUAUAUGGAGGUCCGCAUUCACAUAGGAUCUUCCCUCCGCCAAUGUCAUCCAGGACUUCUGUUAAUGAUGCAAAAGUUGAUAAUGAUGUAGAACAAAGGCUUUUUGGUCAUGACGAGAGUGCUGUAUAUGAAGAAGCCCUUAAGCAUAUCAGCCAGGAAAAAGGGGAAGAAGAUCUGCCUGAAGGUGUUAUGUCAGUAUCACUGCUUAAGCAUCAGAAAAUGGCAUUAGCUUGGAUGCUUUCGAAGGAGAAUAGUUCACAUUGUCUGGGUGGAAUUUUGGCAGAUGAUCAGGGUCUUGGGAAGACAAUAUCAACGAUUGCCCUUAUACAGAAGGAGAGGGUUAAGCAGUCUAGGUUCAUGACUUCCGGAUCAUACUGUACAACAUCUGUCCUAAGCAUUGAUGAUGAUGAUGAUGAUGUGGUGAUUGACAUGGACAAGAAAGAACUGAAGGCUGAAACCCUGAACAAGCUACAUGAUUCUACACAAUUGCAUGUUGCCAACAGUCUUAAGCUCUCAGAUUGGCAGUCAGGUACUGUUACUGAUUGUGUUGAACCAAGGAAGAAGACCAGGGUGAAGCCCCCUGCAUCAACCUUAGGGCCCAAGAUUAGACCUCCUGCAGGAACAUUGGUGGUGUGCCCUGCUAGUGUUCUUAGGCAGUGGGCUAAUGAGUUGUCUGCGAAGGUUAUGGAAGGCUCUAAAUUGUCAGUUUUGGUUUAUCAUGGAGGUUCGAGGACUAGAGAUCCAAAUGAGUUGGCAAAAUAUGAUGUUGUUGUCACCACAUACAUGACUGUGGCUAAUGAAGUGCCUAAAGAAAACUCUGAUGAUGAUAAAAAGGAUAGAGAAAUGUCUGGAAUCUGUCCGGAAUUGUGUGUCGGUGGCAAGAGAAAACGACCCAAAAAAAAGCAGAGCAAGGCAAAGAAGAAAAAUAAACCUAGCAAUUCAGAUGGUGGUCCACUUGCCAGGGUACGAUGGUUCAGAGUUGUGCUUGAUGAAGCUCAAACUAUAAAAAACUACCGGACUCAAGUGUCGAGAGCUUGUUGUGGACUGAGGGCCGAGAGGAGAUGGUGCUUAUCAGGAACACCCAUACAAAAUAAAAUUGACGAUCUAUACAGCUAUUUCUGUUUCUUGAAAUAUGAGCCAUAUUCUAAGUUUAGUUCUUUCAAAUAUAUGAUCAAGUACCCAAUUUCUAAAGACUCAGUUCGUGGCUAUAAGAAACUUCAAGCUAUCUUGAGGAUAGUUCUACUGCGGCGCACAAAAGAAACACUAAUAGAUGGAGAACCAAUCUUAAAAUUACCAGCAAAGACAAUCCAGCUGAGUAAAAUAGAUUUCACCCCAGAGGAGCGAGCUUUCUACGUAACACUUGAAGAAGGCUCUCGACAAAAGUUCAAGGCCUAUGAUGCAGCUGGAACGAUAAAGGAAAAUUAUGCAAACAUCCUUGUGUUGCUGUUGCGGCUUCGGCAGGCUUGUGACCACCCUCUUCUUUUGAACGGGCAGGAAUCAGAUCUGAUUGACAAUAACUCUAUUGAAAUGGCAAAGCAACUUCCUAAGCAAACAGUCACAGAUUUGCUUGAAAAGCUGGAAAGAGGUCCUGCAAUUUGUUCCAUAUGCAGUGAUCCACCUGAGGAUGCUGUUGUUGCAACAUGUGGCCAUGUUUUCUGCUAUCAGUGUGUACAUGAUAGCUUAACGGGUGAUGCACAUGUCUGCCCCUAUCCAUUUUGUGGAAAGAAACUAAGUGUUCGAUCUGUUUUUACACCAGCAGUAUUAAAGCUUUCUAUCUUGCCAAAGUUGGAGAUUGAUCAAAAAACUAGUUGUUCCACCGUGGACGACAAAGCAUCUUCAAUCUGUGAUAGCAGUUACAUCUCCUCGAAGAUCCGGGAAGCAGUGGGCAUACUUAAAUCAAUCAUCAAGACACGUGCCAUUACGAUGGGGGAUGAUACUGCUGAAUCAAUUCCAAGCGAAGAGGCCCCUGUUAAGACAAUUGUCUUCUCCCAGUGGACUGGCAUGCUGGAUUUGAUGGAGCUUUCACUGAACAGCAAUAAUAUACAAUUUAGGAGACUAGAUGGGUCAAUGUGUCUCAACUUGAGAGAAAAAGGAGUGAACGAGUUUCAAACUUAUCCUGAGGUGAGAGUAAUGCUAAUGUCGCUGAAGGCUGGUAAUCUGGGUCUAAAUAUGGUAGCUGCUAGCCAUGUUAUUAUGCUUGAUCCUUGGUGGAAUCCUUACGCUGAGGACCAGGCAGUUGACAGAGCACACAGGAUUGGUCAGACCCGUCCUGUUACUGUUUCGCGGUUUACAGUUAAAGACACGGUGGAAGACCGCAUAUUAGCUUUGCAGGAGAAAAAGAGAACGAUGGUCCAAUCUGCUUUUGGUGAGGAUGGUUCCGGUGGCAAUGCUACUCGGCUCACUGUAGAAGAUCUCCGGUACCUCUUCAUGGUGUGAUGGCAACCUGCAAAAUUUCGUGGGGCUGAUGAUUAUUUGCUCUGACAGUCCUAACACAUAGGCUAGGUUAGAUAUCUGGCACCGUUGUUAAUGUAAGUAGAUAUUUGAAGCUGAGGUAGCGUAUGCUUAUGCACCUCACCAUCACUGAUGCUCCAAGCUCACAUCGGCACUGCUCUGGUGGUUGCUGGACAAUGUAGCGUUUGCUGGUUUUCGCAAUUAUGCCCAUGCGUGUUAGUUCGUCAGAGAGCUCUUCCAUCCGCAGGAGAAUAUCUGUACAUAAAUGGCACGGAUAAUCUUGCAUUUUGGUUCUUUGAUUACGGGUCUGGUCUAUGGGCGUGCCUAGAAAUGAAACCUGUAACUGGUGCUGCAGAAGAAGUUGUCUGUGAAUUGUGAUGCAAA